ACUGCACCUCCCCUCCCUCCCUCCCUGCAAAUGGCUAUAAAUCCCCCCCGCCCGGCCGCAGCUGACACCAGAAGCGAAAACCGCCUUGCUUACACCGCCCUUGGCCCCUUGACCCGCCCCAGGAUGCUGGACGUCGACUACCCACAGUUUGAAGGAUCCCAGUAUGGAUAUAUGUAUCACACUGGCAGCAUCUACGAUUUGGAUUCUUGCAAGCAAGAACUCUCAUUUCCUUCCUGCAUUGUAGACCCUGAGAGCUCCCCAGACAGCUGUGUGAACUGGCUCGAGCUGCAAGAGCCGGGCUACGCUGACUUCGAAGUGGGGCACUUGGCCCAGCUCCAGAAUGUCCAAGUCGCCUAUGUGCAAAGCUCUUACUCUCCGCCCUCCCUGGAGUCAGUCUACAACCAUGCUGAGAUGAUGCCCUUGGAGAACAUGUGUGUUGGAUCCAAGGAUGAGUUUAAUGCUCAGAUCUACAUCCCAUAUGAUCACUAUUCUGUUCCUGAGGCUGCUUCCAGCUCAUCUUCUGAGGAGCCACCUCUCGAGUUGUCUGAUAGUGAAUCGGAUGAAAAUCUCUUGACAGGAUUUGAUCCAGGUGGGUGCCUCCGUCCCCCAUUCUUAAAUUUCAAAUGUGUCUCGGACUCGGGAGUGGUCUCCUCACCCACUCAGGUCUGGAUUGAUUACUCUUUCGAUGGGGUCUUGUUCUAA
Sphaerodactylus townsendi is the source of this 702-nucleotide messenger RNA. RefSeq names its product Spi-B transcription factor (gene SPIB). The record is from RefSeq and is a predicted model, not a curated record. NCBI's taxonomy places the organism in Eukaryota, Metazoa, Chordata, Lepidosauria, Squamata, Sphaerodactylidae. The transcript is spliced from 6 exons. The coding region runs from base 31 to 702 and encodes 223 amino acids.